Enterobius vermicularis (human pinworm) is the source of this 132-nucleotide messenger RNA. NCBI's taxonomy places the organism in Eukaryota, Metazoa, Nematoda, Chromadorea, Rhabditida, Oxyuridae. The record is from the annotation of a GenBank genome assembly.
AUGUUUCAGUCAAACAGUUUCCAGUUGAGUUUUUGGCAAUUUUGCGAGCAACUUUUUGCUUUACUGGCCUUAGGAAAUUGCUUUGCUCCCGCAAUUAUUUCGCAGUCUUUAAAUCUCCAGGUUCGUGACUGA